GAAGCGCUAGGAAUUUCUAUUGGGUAAAGUCUCCGGCUUUGCUUCUCAAACUCAAGAUCUGAAGAUCCAAUGGAGAAAGAACAAUCAGCAGGAGGCGAUAUAUCAUCAGCCCAAGCUGUUUUACUUGGAGCUUUAGCUCCUGGUGUCAACGGUCCUACAUGGAGUACUCUAAAAUUAACGUUUUUGAUGUUAGGUCUUUGCCUUGCUCUCAUGUUGGGUUUAGCAUUCUCCUCUACUGAUUCCUCCUUGAUUCUUCAUGUUGCUUUCCUUGUUCUCAUUGCCAUCACGCUCUUCUUGCUUCUUAACUGGUUUCUUGAACAGACCGGUUUGGUUUCUGUUGAGCGCCAAAUGCAGGAGAUGGACUUAAUACCGAAUAAUCGUAAGAGAGAAUGAACAAGAAUCAAUUUAACAGAAUGAACUGAGUUUUCUUUUUCUUAACUUUUGAAUUGCAUUACGGGUGAAGAUGUCAUCAAACACAAGGAAAGGUGGAGGAUUUGAGAAUGAGAUGGCAUUUCUAAGAAAAACAUGUUAAAGAGAAGUGUUAGCAAAUCAUGUUGCUUCAUUUUUCUUUCCCGGGAAUCACAUCGGGGACGCUGAUCAUUAGUCGCUCUUUGCUUCCUUCUCCUUAUGUUUGCCCUUCUUGGCCUUGAUGAAGCAGAAGCAUGAGCAGCAUGGGAGUUGAAGCAAAAACUUCAUAUUUCUUGUACUGAUGAUUCAUUUGCAAAAAUUGAGAUUUAUAUAGAACUCCAAUCUUAGUUUUCUUGUAAGGAUUAAAUAUAUUCUAAUAUGGAUGCCAUUACUGAGGUAGGAUUCCUAGCA
Molecule: messenger RNA, 819 nt
Organism: Gossypium raimondii (Peruvian cotton)
Lineage: Eukaryota; Viridiplantae; Streptophyta; Magnoliopsida; Malvales; Malvaceae
Exons: 3
Coding region: 70-393 (107 amino acids)
Source: RefSeq, a predicted model, not a curated record